Molecule: messenger RNA, 4538 nt
Organism: Cyprinus carpio (common carp)
Lineage: Eukaryota; Metazoa; Chordata; Actinopteri; Cypriniformes; Cyprinidae
Product: large proline-rich protein BAG6-like
Exons: 24
Coding region: 173-3838 (1221 amino acids)
Cellular component (GO): BAT3 complex
Molecular function (GO): misfolded protein binding; polyubiquitin modification-dependent protein binding
Source: RefSeq, a predicted model, not a curated record
GGAGUACAUGACGUCACUUCCUGACAAAGCACCGUUUGGGAUUAGCUACAGCUAGCUGCUUAGCUAGCAUGUCCCUAUAGGAGUUGUGUAGGAUACAAUUAUUAUAAUUAAAAACGAAAUCGCCGAGCUGCCACAGCUAUCCUUUAAAAAAAUUUUGAACCACAGGAAGGUCAUGGAGGAACCAGGAGCUAUAGAGGUGACCGUGAAAACUCUGGACUCCCAGAGCAGGACGUUCACUGUCAGGGGAGAGUGGACAGUGAAGCGGUUUAAAGAGCACAUCUCUUCUGCGGUUGAGAUCCCGGUGGAUAAGCAGAGGUUGAUCUAUCAGGGUAAAGUGCUGCAGGAUGAGAGGACACUCACAGAAUACAAUGUUGAUGGGAAGGUCAUUCAUCUUGUGGAGCGAGCACCUCCUCAGAGCAGUCAGUCUGGGGGUGGAGGAGGUGGAGUUUCUGGCUCCUCAGGUACAACGGAUGGAGGGUCCACCUCCUCUCAGUCCUCCACUUUCCCAGGAACUCCACAUGACCGUAAUGCCAACAAUUAUGUCAUGCUAGGCACUUUAAAUCUGCCGGUGAAUGUUAUGGACCCACAGCAAAUACAGAUGUCAGUGCAGCAGAUGUUGGCUGGUGUUGGAGAAAUGGGGCGUAAUGUCAGAAUGAGCACCAGCACAGGAAGCAGCGGCUCUGUGGAUGUCCAUAUCAAUGUGGACCAAUCAGUGCAGAGCGAGCCCAGGAUGAGGCUCCAGCUGGCUGAAAGCCUGCUGCGAGACACACAGGCUUUAAUCCACAGACUCGAGGAGGGUCAAUCAAGUGAACCGUCAUCUCAGCAGGAGACACCACCUCCUCAGCCACCAUCAUCAUCAUCAUUCUCCGCAGAACCAAUGGACAGCUCCCCACCUCCACCCUCGUCCUCUGCUUCACAGACAGAAGGAGCAACUCACUCUGGACCCAAUCACCCCAGCCCUUUAGAGUUGGUGGAGGUUCUGUCAGAGGUCCGAAGGGUGGAGGAGCGCCUCCAUCCAUUCAUGGAGAGAACACAUUCCAUCCUUGGAGCGGCCAGUUCUGCUGACUACAACAACAAUACUCAAGAAUGUGAGGAGGAUCAGCGCACUCUCAAUUUGAUUGGAGAGUCACUCCAUCUCCUAGGCAACACAUUGGUGGCUCUGAGUGACCUCCGAUGCAAUUUAUCAGCUCAGCCACCCCGCCACUUACAUGUGGUGCGGCCCAUGUCUCACUACACCUCCCCUGUUGUGCUGCAGAGUGGACCGCCCCAUAUUUCCAUUCCAAUGAACCUGGGCUCGACUGUGACCAUGACAACAAACAGCAGACAGACAAGCGAGGGUCAGGCCCAACCUUCACAGCCAAGCAACCAUUCAGAGCCUCAGGGUCAGGCACCUCCUCCUCCACCGAAUGGAGCCAGUCAACAAAUGGGUCACGGUCAGGGGACUCCAAGAGUGAUCAGAAUCACUCACCAGACCUUGGAGCCAGUGGUCAUGAUGCAGAUGAACCUGGAUGCAGAUUCAGACAGUGGAGCGCAGGGCCAAAGGCAGCACAAUCCCAGCACUGCUGGAGAGACUGGCACCACGACACCCAUCCAUGUACCAGGACUGCCACCUGAGUUCAUGCAGGCCAUCAUGCAUCAGAUCUCCCAGCAGGCUGUCGCCAUGGCAACCGCAGCCUCUGCUGGACACCAGGGGCAGCAGCAGGACACUGCUGGCUCAGGUGCCCAGAGUGCAGACAGCCCAGCCCCUCCACCACCUCAGGCCAGGGUGGUCAUCACACGGCCCUCCUUAUCUCCACACAUCCCCCAACCCAUGAGCACUAGAGGGACCACCAUCAACCUGCGGGCAACAGUGCCCCCCUCAGCAGGACAACAGACUAAUCAAGGCAACCCUAUGACGUCCUCUCCUCUCACACAGAUGGUCAGUGGUUUGGUAGGGCAGCUUUUGAUGCCGUUGCACACAGGUAAGUGGUCCUUACGUGUUCAUUCCUGUGAAAGAUCUGGCAUCACACAGCUUUUAAAAUUAUUAUGUUUUCUGUCAUCAGGAGACCAGACAUCCACUACCUCAUCAUCCCACUCCUUCUCUUUCUCUUCCUCCUCUUCCAUCUCCUCCUCCACUGCUCCUCCAUCCUCUGCCAACACAUCCGGUCAGACGUCCACCCACACCACCAGCACGGCGUCCGUGGGUCAGGCCCAGGAGGGCGGCCCAGGAGAUAACCUAGCUCAGCUGCUGAGCUCACUUUUGGGACGAGUUGCGGGAGCUGGUGGAGUGGGGUCUGGAGGUCCUCCCUCAAUUACAGUGACUGUUCCAGGUGUCCCUGCAUUCAUUCAGGGCCUCUCAGAGUUCAUUCAGUACGGCCAGCCUGUGUUUCCUCCACCAAACCAGCAACUGCCUCCAUCCUCACAAGCCACACCCUCUGCCCCUUCAGGAGCCGCCCACACUACCACUCCUCAGCCUCCCAAUGGAGGUGGAGAGACCCUCAGCCCGGAGCUUUUUACAGGCAUCGUGCAGGGUGUCCUAUCCACCAUGAUGGGCUCUCUGGGUGCUGGUCAAGGCAACACUGAGAGCAUCGCCCAGUUUAUUCAAAGACUUUCCCAGACCAGCAACCUCUUCACACCUGGAGCUGGAGAUGCAGUGGGGUUCUUUGGAGAUCUGCUGUCUCUGGUGUGUCAGAGUUUCUCCAUGGUGGACAUGGUUCUGCUGCUGCAUGGUAAUCCUCAGCCUCUGAGCCGUAUCCAGCCCCAGCUCAUAGCCUUCUUCACUGAGCACUAUCUGCACGGCCGAGAGCCCACCGAUGCCAACAUAGCUAGUGCUGCUGAGGAUCUGAUCAAUGGACUAGAGGAGUACAUUGCAGAGAGUUUUUCCACUGUGACUGUUCGAGAGGGAGUGGACAUCAUCCAAACCAACAUAUCCUUCCUGAGACAACAGUUCACUCGCAUUGCUACUCACAUUCUGCGCUGUACAGAUAACACAUUUGGCCAGCGCUUGCUGUAUCUGUGCACCCAGGGUCUGUUUGAGUGUUUGGCCCUCAAUCUCUAUUGCUUAAGAGGAGAGCAUAGAGCUUUAACCACCAUCAUCAACCACCGAAUUAGGAGGAUGUCAGCUGAAGUGAACCCCAGUCUGGUGAACUGGUUGACCAGUAUGAUGUCCAUGAGGCUGCAUGUGAUUUUAGAGCACAAUCCAGUCACUGAGGACCAGAUCCAGCAUUACGUCAUCUAUACGCAGAGUGAGUCAUCUCAGAGAACAGAGUCAGAUGCACAAGCAAGCCAGCAGUCAGAUAACAUGAGUGUUGAGAUGGAAGAGGGUCUGUCUCCUGCUCCUGCCACCACUGCAGAGGAAGUCAUGGCAUCCUCACGAGACACUGCUGACACCGAUGAACCACCUGGCAGACCAUUGUUAGAGGAGACACGAGGAGCAGUAGCCAUGGCCACUGCAGACAGGGAGGAGUCAAUUGGAGAGGUGGAGCCAUGGGCAGCAACUGUUCCACCUGAGUGGGUACCCAUCAUAAGACAUGACAUGUUGACCCAGAGGAAGAUUAAAUCACAGCCGCCGCUGUCUGAUGCUUAUCUGCAUGGGAUGCCGGCCAAGAGGAGGAAGACCGCACAGGGAGAGGGUCCUCACCUCUCUCUCACUGAGGCCGUGAGUCGAGCAGCCAGGACAGCAGGGGUGCAACCUGUUACUGCCCCAGACAGCCUACAGGGGGAGCUGGAGGCAGCAGAGCUGCAGGAAGCAUAUACACAACAGGUGAAGAGUGAUAUAAAGAAACGACUGCGUGAUGAUCCAGACUACAACCACCAGCGGUUUCCCAACACACACAGGGCUUUUUCUGAGGACUCCUAACCAACAGCUCGGUUUACUCUGUCUUGUCAUCUGUCAAACACAGUCAUGUCCAUGACGUCUCGAGGAACAGCCAGUAGCAUCUCAUGCAUUGAGGGUUCCCAGUUUUGAAAUCGCCAACUGACACAUAACUCAGAUGUCUGCCAUAGUCAAAUGUGUGGAUAGUGACUAAAUAUAGAGCCGGUGAACUAGACUGGCCAUGGAGGCAGAGCAUUUUUUUUUUUUCUCUUCUACGUGCCGUCCAUCUGUGUGAAACCGCAUCUUAUAUUCUUUGCAGAUGUCAAAGCAGUCAGUGAGUUUUACUCGGGCAGGAUUCAUAUAUGCCCGCCAAUUGUAAAUUAGCUGUACAUUGUUGUAAUAAGUUGUUUUAAUAAUGACAAUAAUAGCAGUUGUAUUACAGGCACAUAUAUAUGAAGAAAACCUAAUUCAUUCCAGCUUCACCUGCUUGAUGUUUAGAUAAAGGAGAUGCCAAGAUUGAUGUUUACAAGCUCCAGACAUGUUGAAUAUGAUUAGAUUUACAGCACUGCACAUUUCGUCACUGAGGACUGGAAGCCUUUUAGUCAUAGUGAUGCCAUAGAGCUGUUGUUUGUAAUUAUUUCUUGCAUGCCAAAAACAUCUUGUUGGCUCCAUCAUGUUGUUCAUGAAUGUGACUAUUACAAAAUAAAAUGGUCCAAGUCUAGAAUUACUUCUUGUUUUAAAGAAA